Trichoderma citrinoviride is the source of this 654-nucleotide messenger RNA. Its product is annotated as ras-GTPase RSR1, rap subfamily. Gene Ontology annotation, cellular component: plasma membrane. Gene Ontology annotation, molecular function: GDP binding; GTP binding; GTPase activity. The transcript is spliced from 8 exons. The record is from RefSeq and is a predicted model, not a curated record. NCBI's taxonomy places the organism in Eukaryota, Fungi, Ascomycota, Sordariomycetes, Hypocreales, Hypocreaceae. The coding region runs from base 1 to 654 and encodes 217 amino acids. Gene Ontology annotation, biological process: signal transduction.
AUGGCGCCACGAAGUCCCUACUCAUCCAGCAGCCGUGAGCUCCAUGUUGUCGUCCUCGGUGCAGGUGGCGUCGGCAAAAGUUGCCUCACUGCCCAGUUUGUUCACAAUGAAUGGAUCGAGAGCUAUGAUCCUACAAUUGAGGACUCAUACCGCACUCAAGUUCAGGUUGACGGUCGACAAGUUAUUCUAGAAAUCCUUGAUACCGCUGGCACCGAACAAUUUGUGGCUAUGAGAGACUUGUACAUGAAGACAGGCCAAGGCUUCCUCCUUGUUUUUAGCAUCACAUCAGCCUCAUCACUGAACGAACUGGAGGGCCUGCGAGAAGAGAUCCUCCGAAUCAAGGACGACGAUAACGUUCCCAUGGUCAUUGUCGGCAACAAGGCCGAUUUAGAAGAAGCCAGGGCUAUCCCCCGUGCCAAGGGCUUUGCCAUAUCGCAGAAAUGGGGCGCUCCCUACUAUGAAGCCAGUGCCAGGACCAGGACCAACGUUGAUGAAGUCUUCAUCGACCUUUGCCGCCAGAUGCUACGCAAAGAGGAUGACACGACGGACCCCGACGACAGCUCAAGGAUAGACGCCCUCAAGGCCAGCAACAACAAGCGCAGACGACGUUCUAAGUUCCGUGACAGCACCCACCCGCGAUGCGUGAUACUGUAG